This is a messenger RNA of Morchella importuna, 549 nucleotides long. RefSeq lists its product as uncharacterized. NCBI's taxonomy places the organism in Eukaryota, Fungi, Ascomycota, Pezizomycetes, Pezizales, Morchellaceae. The transcript has a single exon. The record is from RefSeq and is a predicted model, not a curated record. Bases 1 to 549 code for a protein of 182 amino acids.
AUGCCCCGCCCGCACUCCCGCGACAUGAUCUGCAACCUUGCCACCUGCCGAGGACUAAUUGGCACCCCCGAAGCCGCUCUCUCCCUCCGCCAACGCUACGAUCUGGAGCCCAUAAUCGAUGACGCCUUGACCGUCCCUGCCCUCGACGAGAUGACUACUCUCGAGAUCCACGGCAUCCGGUGGGGGAUCAACCGUGUCCAGCGGCGCAUGGAUGUAAAUGCACGGUACAGCAACCUCUGCUAUACGCAGCUGAGAUUCAUCCACGAGAUGAAUGUGGAAAAAAAUUCUAAAAAGGUGGAGUCAGAGAUCAUGGAAAAGCACCCUGAGAUUUUCUGGGCAGCGAUGCGAUGGAGAGACCUCAGGGUUCUGUUGGCCGAUACUGCCAGACAGAUGGCGGAGGAUAUUGGUAAGUUUGCGGAGGAGAUGAUGGAUUGUAGGUGUGAGAUGCAGUUGCUGGAGGGGCAGCUGGAGGCGGAGACACAGAAGUGUAGGGAGUGCUAUCUGCAGAUCUUAAGGGAGUAUGGUCUGAUGACAGGGAGUCCUAAGUAG